This is a messenger RNA of Rhododendron vialii, 849 nucleotides long. RefSeq names its product secologanin synthase 2-like. The transcript is spliced from 4 exons. Gene Ontology annotation, molecular function: iron ion binding; oxidoreductase activity, acting on paired donors, with incorporation or reduction of molecular oxygen; heme binding. The record is from RefSeq and is a predicted model, not a curated record. Lineage: Eukaryota; Viridiplantae; Streptophyta; Magnoliopsida; Ericales; Ericaceae. Bases 1 to 849 code for a protein of 282 amino acids.
AUGGGAAAUACUCUAAAUUCAAAUCUUGAUGAGGGUUAUAAUUUUGGCUCUAUUUGCAAAGUUCAAAUCCAAAUCUUUAUAGUUGAACUUAUAGAUUCCAAAAAAUUUGGGAUGGUUCAGUGCUGGUGCAAAACCGCACACAGAACACAAGGAGUUUUAGGUGGUCACCCAAACUCAGAAUGGCAGAGGAGAGGAGACACUUGGCUCACUAUACUCAACUCACCUCUCUUGCUCUCACCUUCACCGGAGCCCCAGCUCGCUCGACUCCUGUCGCUUUUAAUCUAUGUGGCAACUUCACUAUGGGCGUGGAGAUUCUAUAACUGGGCAUGGGUGACCCCUAAGAGGAUUGAAAAAGUCCUAAGGGAGCAGGGAUUCGAUGGAAACCCCUACAAAUUUUUGGUUGGGGACCUCAAAGAAGCCCACUCCAAGUCCAUUGGCAUCGACGACAAUACCAUUCCACGCAUCUAUCCUAUCGUCCACAAAUACAUUAAAAAAUAUGGAAGGAAGCACUUUGUAUGGUUAGGAAGGAUACCAAGGGUGACAAUACUUGACCCUGAACAUGUAAAGGAGGUCUUGACUUACCACAACACAUUUCAGAAGAAGUUUGCCACACAGAAUCCUCUUUGCAAGCUCUUACUAACUGGACUUGGGGCCCCAGAGGGUGACAAAUACCAUAAACACAAUAAGAUUAUUUCCCCUGCUUUCCAUUUGGAAAAGUUGAAGGGCAUGGUAACUGCAUUUGAUGCUGUAUUCACUGAUUUGAUUGUCGAAUUGAAGAAGAUGACCGAAUCAACUGCGACGGUUGAGUUGGACGUGCACCCUCUCAUUGAGACUGUAACGUGCGGGUGA